CUUUUGCCUCCACCAUAGCAGUUGGUUCUGAACCAUCUUGGAAAAAAUAGGCGAUGGCGCAGUGGUGCGGCGCAUUAGCUAAGCGAGUGAUGGCGGCGGAGCGACGGUCUCCUUCACCGACGUCGUCCAUGGCGGUUGAAGGACUGGUGCCGAUCCUUUGUGGACGAGGUGACAAGAAGACGAAGAAGGGGAAAAUAUUCAAAGGCUCGUACGGAAACGCUAGGCCGAAGAAGGAGAAGAAGAUUCAGCGAAUUAAGGAUAAAAUCGAGGUUCCUAGUUCUACUCCUUGGCCUCUUCCUUUCAAGCUCAUCUGAUUUUAAUCUCCUUUGUUGUUGCCUCUAAUCGGAUCGGACUUUCAUGAUCCGUAAUUUUGAAAAAUCAAGGUUUUCUCGAGGUUUAGGGUUUA
Messenger RNA from Cucurbita maxima (winter squash), 406 nucleotides. RefSeq names its product 30S ribosomal protein S31, mitochondrial-like. Gene Ontology annotation, biological process: plastid translation. Gene Ontology annotation, cellular component: plastid; ribosome. Bases 54 to 314 code for a protein of 86 amino acids. The record is from RefSeq and is a predicted model, not a curated record. NCBI's taxonomy places the organism in Eukaryota, Viridiplantae, Streptophyta, Magnoliopsida, Cucurbitales, Cucurbitaceae. The transcript has a single exon.